Daphnia pulex (common water flea) is the source of this 973-nucleotide messenger RNA. RefSeq lists its product as uncharacterized. The transcript is spliced from 2 exons. The record is from RefSeq and is a predicted model, not a curated record. Lineage: Eukaryota; Metazoa; Arthropoda; Branchiopoda; Diplostraca; Daphniidae. Bases 84 to 674 code for a protein of 196 amino acids. Gene Ontology annotation, biological process: attachment of spindle microtubules to kinetochore; mitotic sister chromatid separation; mitotic spindle assembly checkpoint signaling. Gene Ontology annotation, cellular component: kinetochore; midbody; intercellular bridge.
UUAUUACAUAGAACAAUUUAAUCUGGAUCAUUGUCAUUUUCGAUUAUUUUUGUUUCCUUUCUUUCAGAUUUAGUUAUUUACCAAUGCCACAACAGCGAAACGUUCGAACUACGAAUAACUCAGAAAUUGCAAUAAAGCCGGCGAGUCACACAACUGAACGGCAUUCAACCUAUUGUCAGAUGUCUCACCCAGAUCGAAACACGUCGACUUAUCAUACACCACCUAGUCAUCGGGCAACAGUGGCACAGUCAGCAAAGAUUUAUCGUGAACCGUCUGAAUUUGAAACUUGGCGCACCAAGAUCGACAAGAAAACCGAAGAUGAUAAUGCAGCUGAAGAGUCGACGGUGGAUGUUCAUCCUUCAUCAACCUCAACGCCGAGGCAUCAGCAUGGAGUAACAUUUUUGGCUUGCAGUUCAGGUUUGGAAGACCCCGAAAUCGGUUGCCGAUCAGAUGAUAUUGGAGGGGCCAAGCCUAAGCGAUCGCUCAAGUUUCUUUCCAAUGGAAACCACCCCCAUGCAUCGCAAGUUCCGAGUUUUUUCACCAUGGCUAAACCAAGUAAAGAAGUUGUUGCAUCCCUUGCAGCCAUCUUCAACGACAAAGCCGCCAGCAACAGAACCCCCUCAGUUCCCCAACGAAAAUCGACUUAUACACCUGAAAAGUUAAAACGUGACUGAAGCUCAUGUUCAUCGGUAAAAUCAUUCUAUCGAAUAUUCACUCCAUAUCAAUAACUUGAGUUAUUCGUAUCAUAAUCUAAAAGUUGGUUUUCCGCAUGUCUAUUUCAUCAAUGUAAUUGAACUCAGAAAUUUCGCGACAUUUGUUUAGUUCACAGAUACUCAUUUUCUGUUGUGUUCUUGCUAUCGUCUAACUUUACUUGAACUUUCUAAAGACGUGCUUUGACCAUCCAUUGAAAUUCUACAAGUUUUUGUAUCGAAAUUAUUUUAGAACUAAUUAAUAAACAAACAGUAUAACAUAA